Molecule: messenger RNA, 496 nt
Organism: Phanerochaete carnosa HHB-10118-sp
Lineage: Eukaryota; Fungi; Basidiomycota; Agaricomycetes; Polyporales; Phanerochaetaceae
Exons: 1
Coding region: 66-458 (130 amino acids)
Source: RefSeq, a predicted model, not a curated record
UGCAAGCUCAUUCGUGUUGAUAGCUACCCGGAUGUCGAGUUCGAUGCAUACGCGAUCUCUUUCAAAUGCUCAAGGUACCAAGGUCUCAAACUGUACCCACCGCUACCAAAAGCUCGGAGAGGAGCAUGUCUUUAGUCGCGGCUAGAAGGCCGGCUGAUAACCCCCUCUCUGCGUACUGUGCCGAACCGCUCCGGAAGGAGAGAGCUGAAGUUGCGGCGGCCAAAGUUAGGAACAAGAAAGAUCAAGAUCAGCGCCUUCUAUCCACCUCGACUGUUGUCUAUGCGUCUCUUUAUGCUUUGUACCCUGUAAACCUCCACCUCUCUGUCCUCAUCACCGUUGAUGCCAACCCUGUUUUCAAGCCUAAGCCAUCGAAGAAGUCCUUCGCACCUGCGCGGUACGAGCUUGAUUUCGCGGCCAAGAUGGCGCUUCCCCAGGGUGCACCAUGGGGUAGAUCAUGAUCGUUUCUGUGAGUGCGAUCAGACACUCCCCUGGCUCA